UUUUACCUCUUGCAGUUAAACGGAGCGCUGCUGCAGUGGCACUCCACCACUCUGCAUCUCAGCAGAAGUCAAAAAUAAAAGUGUUGCUUUGUCGCAUAUCACUGGAUUAUACUUCUUGUCUCUCCUUCAGAGACAAAAUGAACAUCACCCUGCAGCUUCUCAUGGAAUAGGACCAGCGCGUGCCCUGCCUUCAGCUUUUCUUCAACAUUUAGCUUUGUCUGCACUGUCUGCUGGCCACCGGUCCCAGAGUUGCCCAGCCAUCUAGCAGCAUGGCGGAGUCCCAGCAGCCAGAUCAGCCAACCAGCACACAGCAGGACACUGGAGAUGCUGAGCAUAUCGCUGUGACUUCUCAACCAGCCAGCGUGGAGCAACAAACCCUGUCCCCAGCAACAGAUGCUCCUGAGGAUGAUCAAAGAGAGGAGGGACAAGCAAUGGACCAUCUGGCAGUAACCAGUGACAACAUGGAGACUAGUAAUGGUAUUGGUCCAGUGAUAGUUGACUCUUCACCCACAGCACCCGCUAUUUCACCUCAGCAGCAAGCUAAGCUCAGAAACCAAACUAACGGCCGCCCCCGUUUGGGCAGCCGGUCUGGCUCACUGGCGGCAAGUUCUCCCCGGCCCUCACUCACUCGCCAGCCCAGUGCUAUCAUAGAGGGGCCUGUGGACGGAUCUAAACCGAGGGACUACCUCGUCCUGGCCAUCUUGUCUUGCUUGUGCCCAAUGUGGCCCAUCAACAUCGUAGCCCUCACCUUCUCCGUGAUGUCCCGAAACAGUCUGCAGCAGGGUAAUGUAGACGGAGCUCGCCGUCUGGGUCGUAACGCCAUGAUUCUGUCUGUUGUGUCCAUUUUGGGAGGGAUUGCCAUCAUUGCUGCAGCUAUUGCCUUCAACUGGGGAUGAGGAAUCUAAGCCUUAGUCUUUUCUCUCUCCAGUGAUAUUAAAAUCCUGAUCAAACUGCCUGGAAUAGCGAGACCGACUUCAUGACAACAUGUAAACCAACACAACACCUUCCCCCCGUUCCCAAAGCACUAUCGUUCUCAAGCUCCUGCACCAGAUGAAAAAUAAAUAAAAACUCGUUCCUAUUCUUUGCUGUUGUUUCUUGCUGCACGACAAGCAUGGUCUGCCUGACGCUCUACCUCCGACACAACCAACAAACCAACUCCUGACACCAGUGAUCAGUCUGGACUUAGGAGGAGGAAAGGAUCGAUCACCAGAUACUUUUUUCAUUGUGUGCUAGCAGUUUCUUUCAUUCUCAGACUGCUUUCUCCUGCUAUAUUUCCUCUCAUUGUUGAACAAGUAUAUCUUCUGUCAUGGAAAUGGACAUGUACCACUGUGGGAAUGGGAUCAAACUGAUCUGUAAAUGCAUCUCCAAGCCACAGGUCCCAUAGUGGAGCAAAUUGGAGGAUAUGGUUUUCACUUUUUAAUGCCAAAAAAACAUUAGAAACUUGGUCUAAGCUGAACUGAACCCGGGAGAUGCUGCUGCUGCGAUAGUUCAACAUGAACUGAAGAGGAACUGUCAGUCUUGUUGCUAUGAAGGCAGAAAAGACAAAUGGAGCAAUCUGUGAUGUGAGAAAGCACAGGACUGUUCCAUCAUCCACCAGUUACUGUUCUGUUUAUUGUGCACACAUAAAAACACAGAGGGAGACACGUCAACACUGCUGCUACUCGGCCGUCACAUUAUAGAGACAGAAGCACAGACAUCACGUCUGCUCCACCAUCUUCUCUAACUCAGUACGAGCUCUCAUUCAGCAUUUCUUUCAUCAUUCUUUCUGAGAGUUUUUAGUGUGUUUCUGGAGUUCCUAUUCUAAGACAAAUUGCCACCUGCUUCAUUUGUUAUUAGAACUUUAAACCUGACAAAGUUAAAUCUUUAUUUUGUCCAUAUCUAUACAAAGUUUUCUUCUGAAGUCAUUUUCCCAGUUUUAAAUCAAUCACGGCUUCUAAAAAAACCUCAUCUCACCUAGUGCUCAUCUGUUUUGACAUUCAGCCUGCAAAGAUCCAGGGCUUAUAGGGAAUGCUGUUCAUUAAAGGCCACUAAAAACUGAAACAUUAUAAUAUUAGUUUUUCUAGCAUCAAAUUACCACCAUUGUCCUGACAUACAAAAUGAGCCACACAGCAUAAGCCUUAAGAAAGACUGUUCCCAGGCUGGAUUUGAAGUUGUUAGUAUUGUUACAAAUGUCACUGGGAUUUUGAAUGAAGUUUUCUUACUUCUGGAACAAAUCCUGGAAGUUCUGACUUCACUUUGGCUCUCUACCACUCUAACUGUAAUUACUAGAUGGUGUUUGUUAAAAGCUGCUAAAAGCAGAAUUAUAAACUGAUAUCACAUUGCCGAGGUUUAAGAAGCUGACAUGUAAUCAUGCCACUGUUUGCGAACCUUUGUUGUAUGUCUUCAUUCCUCUUUAGAAAUUAGGGUCAUUUCUUGUCUUCUCUCCACUGUCAACUAUCUUAAACUUAAGUAAGAACUGCCAAGAAAUUUUAAAAUUAUUAUUCUUGUUCUAUUUCUAAUUGUUUAUAUAACUUAUAUAACUUUUGAAAGAGAUCACAAAACAUCACAAAGGUUCUAGUUUCAGCUCUCCAUAACUCCAUGAGCUGUUUUAGAAAGACAGGAUAUAAGUUAGAUCAGUGAUUGUAAAAAAAAAAAGAAAGAAAAGAAGUGAAGUUGUGAUGUUCUAUCAGACAGAAAGAGACUGGGUGAAGCAGAGCAAUAUAAAGUAUGUUGUGUACUGAGUUGUGAUCGUCUGGACGUCUGGGUGCAGUUCUUUGCUUGAUUUCAGCCAAGUCCCUCUGAUUCAGAAAUAUUUAAUUCUUCUUUGUGACCAGAGAAGGUGCAGCAUUUCCAUUUAAUGGACAUAAUCUGAUAAACAGUUUGAUGUGAUUUUUUUUUGUGAUAUCACUGCCUUCAUUUAAUUUAUGCGAUUAAGAUUACGUUUACACAAGAGAUCUUGUCUCUUGAGUGUUCAGGUUCCCACAACAUGAUCUAAUGUGAGACGGAUUUCUUCUGUUUUGUAAGCCUGUUUCUUCAUCUUCAAGGCCAGAAAUGGUUGAGCUUUUUCUUUGAUGUAAAUGGAGACUCACUUGUUAUCACUGUUGAUAAUGUAGCCCGGUCUUUUGUUUUUUUACAAUGCCUGUUGUUUAUGUGAAUCAUUUCAUGAAACUCUGUCUUGGUUUCUUUUACUUUGCAGGUAUGUGGGUAUUUUUAAAUACAGAAAACAUCUAGUUUAGAGUAGUUCCCAUUAAGCUGUGACACAAAUGGGGCAUGUCCACUCUAAGAGUAUGGGAACACCAAACAUCAAGUACAGUCAGUCGAAUUAGUAUCAAUGCUACUGGUGUUACCAAUAAUAACUGAAGCAUGACUAAAGGAUAGGUUCAUACUUUUUCCAAGGCUGUCUUAAAAACAGUAUUCACAUGCCAAUAUGGACAUUAAAACAGUUUUUGCAAAAUGUAUUUCGAAACUGAUCUGAAGCUAAUCACAGUGAUAUCUUCUGCAGUUUUAGUACCAAAUUCCUUCAUUCAUUUUGUUUUCCCUAGCAUUGUUUCCUUGUUCGGAAUUGGGACAAAGAAAAACAGAGGCAGUUUUGCACAAAAUAGACUGUUCUACUUUAAAACAUCACAUCAUUCAACUAAACCUUGUAUUUUUGAAACUUGUCUCCAAACACUUAUAUGCAAUUCAUUUUGAUUUGUGAUUAAGCAGAGCAGUUUGUCUGAGGAAACCUCAUCUACAGCUUGAAACUACUGUAAGUUCCACUACUGCAUUUGGUUAAUUACCAAACCCAAGAUCUGGCAUUUUGUUCUUGUUGAAAGAUGGUCCUGGGCCAGAACUAAUUUCACACAUGCUGGUCUUAGUAAACAUCUUUGUAAAAACUCAGCAGUCGGGCACUUGGUGCAACUCUGGUUAUGAUGUGGCACCACUGAAGGUUUAUUGGCUGAUUAACAGAUUGAUUUUUUUACACUUUCAUAAAACUCAUCUUGACCUUGUCUAGUCAGUGUUCUCUCAGCUUUCAAAGUCUCAGUGUGACGCUGUGCCAAACACCUGAGUGUGUGCCAAUCUGCACAGAUACAGUCCUCUUGCUUUAGCCUGUCUCUGCACACAGAAAAUGUGUCUGUGCUAACAGACACUUUGAGGACAGAUUGUUUUGAGGGGGGGAUCUUUGAGAAUCUCUUGUUAUGGAUCUAAUUCAGCCCUUCAUCUCCUAUAUCCUGUGCAUGUUUACAGUAUUUAUUACAGUAUGCUGUUACAUAUGAAUGUAGCCUCAUUUAGCAGGAGAGCUGAGUAGCACUUUGUAAAUAAACAUAUAAGAAAUUUUGCUCCCAGUAAAGAUAGCCCCUUUUUCCUCUUUGGAUUGUCAUGGAAAUAUAACUGAUCCAUGAUCAAUGUGAAGUUAAACAUGCACACGAACCGUGGGUUUUAUUUUUGAAGAUGCCGCUGCCAUGAAGACUCAGAGGUUUGUUUGAAGGGUCAAAGUAGUGACACCUUUGAACUUUGCACCAGCCAGAUGGUGUCUCCCUGUAAAGCUAAGGUCAGGCUCAGAGGUGGAGGGUCUUUUAAUGCUGCAUUCACGUCAUAUGAGGAGAAUGGUCUCUGGCCAACUAAACAACUUGUGAGCGUUCACUUCAUUAAGGUGAUUCCUUCAGGUGGUUUGGUUUUCCAGUUCCACCAUAUUCUUUAGUUAAAUUGAAGAGUUUCCCUGGUGCAUGCGAUUAUAAUUUAGAUGUUAAUGAAUGUUGUCUACAAGUCAGAAAUACGUAAUCACCAUAGCCCCAGUAUGACGUGAACAUGGCAUAAAGUCACCUCCAUUCUGCCUCCAUUUCCACUCCACCUACUCCUGUACUGUAUGUAGCAUGCCUGCUAACUAAACACAUUAUGCAAAAACAAACAAAAAAAGGGCCCAGCAUGGUGUCAGUAUGAAUGCUAGCUUUCCUGAUUUUUGCUAUAGCAGUGUACUCGUACAGUUUUUUUUAUGGAAUUUGCUUGUGCCACCUCUUAGAGUUACCUACAGUGUUUUCUCAACUAUGGUUUCACUUUAAAGAGUUUACCUGACUGUUGAAUCUCUUGUGCUAUUGUUUGUAUUUUGCUGUGUUGGAUAUUUUCACUGCUAACAUUGUAAUUCUAAUAAUAAUGUGCAGGGUUUUAAUUGUGAACACAAUUCCACAAAUUUAUACAGUCAUCUUAAAUGUAACUGUAAAUACAAUAACUUCUAAAUAUACAGUAUAUACCGUAUAAACAUAAAACUGUCAGGUUGUCUUACAUUAAGAAAUGAAACGUUCUGAGGAAGAUUCAGCAGAGACGUUUUUCAUCUGUAACAGAACGUAAAUGUUCAUGAAGUUACUGUACUGAUGAAAAGAUGGAUAUGUGUUCAGAGUAGUCACUUUUAAUAUAAACUUCAAACAGCCAUUACAAAGUAGGAAACAAAACCAAUCUGUAAUAACUUUUAAUUCAUGGAUUGUGGUAAUGAACGCACAGGCUAAGUAAAUUACAUUGUACAUUGGCUAUUGGGAAAACUUAACUCUCAGUCAGUAAUAAUGAGCAAGCCCCCCCACCCCAAUAUUCCAGCAUGGCAGUAUGUAAAAAAAUAAAUAAAUAAAACCACGCUGCUGUACUCUUUGUUGUUUUGUAAGUAGACAAUGAAGGUCCUGUAUGAACAGGAAUAAUAAAUUAAAUAAGGCUGUUGUAAUCAAAUUACAUUGAUACACCAGCCCAAUAUGGGACUAAUCUAAGUCCAGUAUCAGACUGAUAUACAUGUCGUGUUAAAUAGGAUCAUAUAAAAACAUUUCCUGAAAAUCUUCCUCAGGGCUUCUCAUUUCAAAUAUGCAGUCAAGUGUACAGUACCUGAAGGUACAGAAGCUGUGUUUUGGUUCAUUUGACAUUUCCAACACUUUAAGUGGCUCCUGACAGAAGAAAUUCAAUGUGGUAUUUUCUUUCACUCCUGUUUAGCAUUUUCCUUUUGUAAAUGCCCUUUCAACACCUGAUUACCUGAUCUUUGUAUUUUUUAUAUUUCUAUUCUCAUUCUCUGGAUCUCUUUUGUAUUUACAUGGUAAUCUACUGUUUGUAACGCUCAGUAUAACCUGCUUUCUGCCUUAUUUUAUAUUUUUUAUUUAGCCAGGUGAGGGACAAUCUGUAAGCAUGAGCAGACUGAUAGCCAACUUCAUUAUGUCCUUCUCUUAUUAAUGAAUAGUAUCUGCUGACACCAGACUCUUUUCGUGCCUGUGCAUGCAUGCCUUAAAUCGACUGCUUUAUGAAGCAUUCACAAUGAGUAUGGGUGUACACUAUACAUUUAUCAAAGACACUGUUGAUCUUGACUACUGAUGUUGAGUAUUUGAUUAUGUUUGAAGGGAAUAAAUCCCAGUUAAAUACGA
Monopterus albus (swamp eel) is the source of this 6347-nucleotide messenger RNA. Its product is annotated as proline-rich transmembrane protein 2. The coding region runs from base 270 to 896 and encodes 208 amino acids. NCBI's taxonomy places the organism in Eukaryota, Metazoa, Chordata, Actinopteri, Synbranchiformes, Synbranchidae. Gene Ontology annotation, cellular component: membrane. The transcript has 5 exons. The record is from RefSeq and is a predicted model, not a curated record.